This is a messenger RNA of Durusdinium trenchii, 1182 nucleotides long. The record is from the annotation of a GenBank genome assembly. Lineage: Eukaryota; Dinophyceae; Suessiales; Symbiodiniaceae.
AUGAUGAAUUUGGACGUUGGCUUUCGUGGUGGUACUGAAAGUGUCUGCGCAUUUGCCAAGAUACCAUGCUUGCCACACAUGUGGAAUCAAUCUGCGAUUGAACCCAAGUCCAUCUUCAUUGUCGAAUCGCAUGGUGAUGGCGAUAUCGCCGUUGGGGCCAACAGAAAUGUGAACUUCUUUGACGUCGGAGGAUUGCAGAGAUACUCGGCCAUCCUCACGGCCAUCAUGACCAAAUACGGUCCUUACCUGGAAGCUGCUGCGAUCGAGACCUUUUUCUAUGGGACCGAGCGCAAUCGGUCGGAGAACCUCUCAAGCUAUGUGGCUGCACGCGCUGCAGGAGAUGGAGGAUAUGAUCCUCGCCAAUUGCUGCUCUUGUGCGCCGAGCUCUAUGGCUUGGUGAGCGGACCAUCAUGUUGGCGGCGCAGUUUGCUCAAGUUGGCCACGGAAGAUUUGGGCUUUGAGGUGAACCCCUACGACAAGUGCGUGCUCACUUUGCCCUCUGCCGAUCCUAGCAAGAAGCUCACGGAAGGCUUCCUCGUCAUUGAAGCCGACGACAUUGCUGAAGCUGGAUCUGCGAGGCACUUUGAACUGAUGACCAAGAUGGAAAGCAUGCUCACGUUCGGAAAGGUGGACAACCUCCAAAGCAGCACUGCGUCGAACUAUGCUGGACGACGACUCCGGCAAAGGACGAGAGGCUCCAGUGUCGCUUAUGCAGUGGCGCUCCAAGCGAUUGAGGAGAAAAGCCGCUUCCAGCUUGCUCUGCAAGAGCGAGCUGCAACAGCCGCCCUUGAGGAUGCCUUCAUGGAGAGCAUCCGCAUGUCGCACUUCAAGCCAAGACGGGUCAACCCCAACUCCGUGGUGAUUGUGGACGCCAAGUCCUUGUUCGAUGCCCUCUGCUCGGACCAGUGCUACGGAGAUGAUGAGCGUUCAGCCUUGGAGAUCGCAAUUGUCAAGGAGAGUUUGUCGAUUGUGGGGGGGCGACUGAGAUGGAUCCCGCACAAUUUGAAUGUAGGUGACGCCCUGGCCAAAUUGGAGGGAGAGCGCGCUGGUCCACUCAUCCAGCUCCAAAAGACCUCAUCCAUGAGGAUUGAGCAGGAAGCUGAAGUGUUGCAGCGGGGCAAGCAAAGCGAGCGCCGCAUGAAGACCAGCUUUGGUGGACUAGAGUUUUGGGGGUUGAGUUGA